UGAUACCAAGCCGGGAGGAUCGUGUAAUUGGGUCCUCAGGUACUGAGGUUUGCAUUUCCAACUUGGGCUUGUCAAUCCGCCUCGAAUUUUCUUGACCUUUUCCCAACCGAAUUAUGCUCGACAUUCCAGUCACAAGGCGAUGCACGGGCCUCGCCCUUGCCCCUGAAGAAGCAAAUCCCCAGGUUUGGCAGCAAACCUUUGCCCCUGAAGAAGCAAACCCCCAGGCCGUGACGUCCCCACCUCAAGCUACAACAAGAAACGACCCCAGGCGUGACGACGCGAUCACAGCCAUCGCGAAAACGCGAUGCUCAAGCUAGGUAGGCAUGUCAUGAACAAAAACUUGAAUCCAAGAAUCCAAAUUCGCACCCAUCCCAUAACGCCAGUUCUGCACCAGCAGCCCAACCCGCCAUGGUCACCUGCACCCCAGUCCCUCUACCCGCCAUCCCCGGUAUGCCGCGCACCUCCCUUCCCGGGGGGAGCCCCUCCUCUGGGCGAGCGCAGCCUCAACAUCGCGCCCCCCGCCGCCGCCGCCGCCGCCGCGAAGCGCGGGACGAAGCGCAAGUCCACCGACGCGCCGUCUGAGGACCCCGAGGCCGUCAAGGCCAUGAUGUUCCCCGCCGAGCUGGACGAGAUGGAGGACGACGACCCGCGCAUUGCGCAGUACCCGCGCCAGACGUGCAACCAGGUGCGCAAGACGAUCCGCACCUGGACCGAGAGCGGCGCCCAGAAGAUCGGCGAGUUUCAGCGCACCAUCGGUGUCUCGGGCCCGGCCUACAACCGCUUCAUGAACCGCGCCGGCACCUGGGCCGGCGAGGAGACGGACACGUACUGGAAGGCCCAGAUCUAUUUCAACCAACGCAAGGCUCUGGGCCUGCCGCUGGCCCUGCCCAAGCCCAAGAAACCCAAGACGACGGCGGCCCCGUCGGGCGACGCCAACCCCGAGGCCGCCAAGAAGGGCGCCGGCCAGGACGCCAAGGUGACCAAGCUCCUCGACGCAUGCGACGAUAUCACCCUCCCCGGCGAGGGCACCGAGGGCGGCGUGCCCGUCUACGACACCCCGUCCGAGAUGCGCAAGAAGUUCCGCGCUCUCCUGGCCAAGGAGGGCGUGUCCAGGGCGGCCUUCAUGCGGGCCCUGAGCAAGAUGAUCCCCGACGAAACGCACGUCUCGGCCCAGAACCUCAAGACCUUCAUGGACCAGACCGGCACCAUGGACGGCAACACGAGCAAGAGCUUCUACGCCGGCUACCUACUGUUCGAGAAGCAGCGCGUCCGCGACGGCAAGCCCAAGUCGGCCUUCCGCCAGGAGAUGGAGGCGCGCCACCAGCCCGAAGGCGUCGAACGCGAAACCAAUCUGAAGACCACGGGCUUCCUCUGCCUCGCCGGCGAGCGUCCGCACAUCGACAAGUUCGGCAGCUUACAGAUGGUGUGAUUAAGGUGCGACUGUGUCGUCACAGAGAGUGCCUCCCGCGGGCCGGGUGGCCCUGUCAAACACGCGGGACUGGAGUUUUGUAUGUGUAUUAUCGGGCCGGCUGCCUGGGUGUUUUUGGUCUUUUGAUGUUGGGUGGUGUAGGUUAGGAUGUAUCGGGUGUGCAUGUAUGAAUCAGGGGUUUUAGGUGUCUAGGCAGGUAAAAGUCAGGGCAACACUGUUGUCAACGUAUUAUCCCCAAGAGAUCAGCUAGGGGAUAUGCGCCUUGUCGGUAUUGCAUCCACCAACAACAACCCCAUCCAUGCAGCGGUUUCAUCUUGGCAGCCAAGGAA
Messenger RNA from Gaeumannomyces tritici R3-111a-1, 1758 nucleotides. RefSeq lists its product as hypothetical. The transcript has a single exon. The record is from RefSeq and is a predicted model, not a curated record. NCBI's taxonomy places the organism in Eukaryota, Fungi, Ascomycota, Sordariomycetes, Magnaporthales, Magnaporthaceae. The coding region runs from base 305 to 1429 and encodes 374 amino acids.